This is a messenger RNA of Tricharina praecox, 832 nucleotides long. RefSeq lists its product as uncharacterized. The transcript is spliced from 2 exons. The record is from RefSeq and is a predicted model, not a curated record. NCBI's taxonomy places the organism in Eukaryota, Fungi, Ascomycota, Pezizomycetes, Pezizales, Pyronemataceae. Bases 1 to 393 code for a protein of 130 amino acids.
AUGGGAAUGGCCACUUCGAUGGGAGCAUCGGGGCCUCCAAGUGAGAAUCUGAGGGAGAUCAUCUUCACCUACAAUUGGGACACGACCGUGGAAGGAAUUCCCAUGCCAUACGUUCUCAGCUUGUGGAAAAUUCAGAGAAGGUCUCCUCUUGCGAGAUUCCACCGGCCGAUCGUCACGUUGGCGCUCCUCACCGUCGUCGUCGCCAAUUUGGCGGUCGAGGUAUCGUUCUACCUCAACAUCUUCGGCCUCCUGGCCCUACCCGUGGCCAAUUUGGCGGACGAGAACGACUCCCUUACUGCCGGCAAUGCGACGGCCCCUGUUGAGGAGAUGGAAUUUCCCAUGACCCACAAUGGUGGCGAAGGGAGAUGGGAGAGAUGCAGGGGAUGGAGGUGAUGGAAGAAUAGGAAGAACAGGAGGAAGCAUCCUCCUUCGAACGUCGAAGACACCACCGAUGGGGUUGCAAUGAAAUGAAUGGAGGAGGGGAAUCGCAGCCUAGAACUUGGAGGAGGAAGCCUCCACCUUCGAAGAAACCUCCGAGGAUGAUUCUAGAGACUCACCUGGAGGAGGAAGCCUCGGGCGAUGAUCAGGAGAUGAGAAGACGAGAAGACGAGAAGACGAGAAGGACUUGAUGAUGAUUGAAUGAAUGGGAAGACGAGAUAAUGGGAAGAUGAGAAGAUGUAUGAUGAAUGAUGAAUGAUGAAUGAUGAAUGAAUGGGAAGAGGAGCAAGCAGAUGAGGACGAUGGAGGGGAGGAAGGGGAACAGGAUGGUGAGCACGAGGAGGAGGAGGAAGUUCACUUACUGUAUGAGGCUAUGCAUAUUGGAUUGAGUGGC